Molecule: messenger RNA, 1344 nt
Organism: Capronia coronata CBS 617.96
Lineage: Eukaryota; Fungi; Ascomycota; Eurotiomycetes; Chaetothyriales; Herpotrichiellaceae
Exons: 1
Coding region: 1-1344 (447 amino acids)
Source: RefSeq, a predicted model, not a curated record
AUGGCUCUUCCAUAUAAGCCGUUUAUAUCGACACCGCGUCUUCCAGAUCACUGUUCCCCGAUUUCUCCUAUCCUCACCGAUGUCUCUACGUACUUUGGAACUUGCGUACCCACGCCUCUCGCGGCUCUGUCCACAUUGCUGGGGACACUCUCAAUAGUAUCGUGGCUGUUCGCACAGAUGCCGCAAAUCUUCAAAAACUAUCAUAUCAAAUCUACCGCCGGGUUGUCCAUAUUCUUUCUGGCGGAGUGGCUGCUAGGUGACCUGACCAAUCUAUUGGGCGCUUUGUUCACAAAACAAGCUGCAUGGCAGAUUAUCAUUGCAAGCUACUAUGUCUUUGUCGAUAUGUGCCUUGUUGUGCAAUACUUCUGGUAUACUUACUGCACGAAAUGUAUCUAUCCCGAGAGCCUGCACUCGAGUGGGAGCAGCGAAUUCGACGAUGUUGAUAGUGCCAUCAUCAAUGGCCUUUCUCCAAUCAACUCGAACUUUGCCAGCGACGAGCCGCACUUCAGUGACUCGGAGGAAAGUCCUCAAAAAUCAGCUGGCCCAAGGGACGUUGAAGCGCCCCAAUUCUCCCGCGUCAACUAUGGCGAGAAGAAUGGUGCAAAUGCACAGCUUUGCAAGCCAUUGUACCAGGACAAAGCCUGCUCCAGCUGGAUGCCAACCCCUUCGCCGCGUACGUUAAUGUACGCAGCAACAAUGUCUUCCCUGGCUUCAAAGGUAGCGGCGGCUCCCAUACCGUUUCCUGCAAACAAUUACCGACACGGAAUCCAUCUCUUCCGCGUCGAUACUCCGCUUGAGAUAGUUGGCACGAUCCUGUCUUGGUGUUCAACGUUCUUGUACCUCGGAUCACGACUACCUCAACUAUUCAAGAACUGGCAACGCCAGUCAACUGCUGGCCUUUCGCCGCUGUUGUUCUUUGCCGCUUUCUGCGGCAACCUUUUCUAUUCGGCCUCACUUCUUACUAAUCCGAAUGCCUGGGAUGAUUAUGGUCCUUAUGGUCACCAUGGAUGGGUUGGUUCCGAAGGUUCACAAAGGUGGGCGUGGGUCGCUCGAGCGGCGCCCUUCUUCCUUGGGGCUGCAGGCUGUUUGAGUAUGGAUGCCUUGAUGGGUAUCCAGUUCAUGAUGUAUGGAGAGGCAGAAGAGCGCAUUGUGAAGGUCAGAGAUGGUCACGGAUACAGCCAUUGGGAAAGAGUCAACGGGUGGAUGAGAGGAUGGAUCCCGAAUAUGGCGGGAAAGGAUAGAGUGGUAGACUUGGCCCAGAGUCAAAGACUGUUGGGCGAAAGCGGGCAUUUGAGCAUGAGUCGAAGGAGCCACCAUCAUGACUAUGGAACGAUAGAAUCUUAG